Penicillium malachiteum is the source of this 936-nucleotide messenger RNA. RefSeq lists its product as uncharacterized. Gene Ontology annotation, molecular function: identical protein binding. NCBI's taxonomy places the organism in Eukaryota, Fungi, Ascomycota, Eurotiomycetes, Eurotiales, Aspergillaceae. Bases 1 to 936 code for a protein of 311 amino acids. The transcript has a single exon. The record is from RefSeq and is a predicted model, not a curated record.
AUGUUCCAACUACCCGAAUCGCCUGAUCUCAAGAAAAAAUGGGCCAUCUUGCUCUACAGUGCAGCAGAAUACGCGCAUGAUUCUUAUCAGGACAGUACAGCAAACGCAAGAAUAAUGGCAUCGAAGUCAAGGAAAGUGCUGCUGGGACUUAACAGCUCAAUGCGAAGCUCUACAGACAUUCAAGAUAAAUUAUUCAGAAAGACUAAGCUGCUGUCAAGUAUAUAUAUUACCAACUACCAAUUUGAUGAGAGCGAAGAACUCCACACAUAUCUUAUUGACACUCUGGAGAGAGUUCUUGGCAAGAACCAUCCUGAUACCCUGGAUAAUAUGAGUUCAUUGGCAACCGUUCUGAGGGGCCAGGGUCGAAUAGAUGAGGUCGAGAGGGUUGAGACACGACUUGUGAGAAGGAGAGAAAGAAUCGGGGGUAAAAGUCAUCCUGAGACGUUGCUCAAUUCAGUCCGCCUAGCGAUGAUCUUAGACGCUCAGAAACGAUUCAAGGGGGCCGAGAAGCGCGGGAUGAAACUUUUGAGGACCAUGAGGAGCAUUUCAAGCGAUCGCGAUGUAAAUAUCAUACAUCCCAUGCACCUCCUCGCAGAAAUGUUGAGAAGUAAUGAUCGAUUAGAUGAGACUGAGGAGCUUUAUAUGCGAGUUCUGAAGGCCUGUAAGAGGCUUCAAUUCGAAAAUCAUCCCCAUACCCUAUUCAUCAUGCAACGACUGGCAGGCAUUUUCGUGCAGCAGGGCCGAUUAGAUGAGGCCGAGGAGCUCCAGACCCGAGUUGUGGAGACCAGCAAGAGAGUUCUAUGUGAGGGUCAUCUAGAGAUCAUAGAGGCUAUGCAAAUCCUGGCAAGGGUCUUCAGGAAACAGGGCAGGUCAGAUGAGGCCAGGGCACUUAAGAAGGAGGCUAGGGACUUUAAGGUGCGCAAGUUGCAGACCUGA